GGACCGCGCCCCUGUCCGCUCCAUGUGCCCUACGCCCUCGGUGCAACACUCAGAGGGCCCGGCGCGAACAGUGGCGAAACUGUCGUCUGUGACUGAGUCCCGGCAGCAGAGGUGGCACACUGGUGACAUUCUUGGCGGGGCUGGCAGCAGCGGACAGUGCUGAGAGCCGCCGGUUGCAACAGCUCGCGGCUGGCCGGCCGGCCGGCGCGGAGCUGUGAGGGGCGUCCCGGCGCCUCGGGCGGGAGAGGAGGCCGCCGGGCCGCCUUAAAUACCGGGGGCCCCGGCAGACGGCAUCACAGUCCGCCGCCGCCGCAGCAGCAGCAGCAGCAGUGCCUCCGCAGUCGUGACAAACCCACCCAGACAACCAUGAAGCUGUUCGUGUUCUCCGCUCUGCUGGUGCUGGCCGCCGCCCGGCCGCAGGACUCCCUGGACUCGCUCGAGCCCGAGGUGAAGGUUCUCAGCGAGAGGUUCGAGCAGGAUGAGCAGGGCAGCUACCAGUACGGCUACGAGCUCGACAACGGACAGAAGGUGGAUGAGCAGGGCACCGUUGUGCCGGGCCCCGAGCCGGAGACGGGCUCGCUCGAGGUGCAGGGCAGCUACUCUUUCCUCGGCGACGACGGCGUCACCUACACGGUGACGUACACGGCCGGCGAGCAGGGCUUCCAGGCGCAGGGCGACCACCUGCCCCAGGCGCCCGCCCAGAUCCCCGAGUACGCCGAGCUCCGGGAGAAGUACCCGCAGCUGUUCUGGGCCGAGAACCAGCAGCCCGCCGAGGCCGCGCCCGAAGACGUCCUCUUCUAGAUGGAACAUCACCCCCGACCGACCGUCCGUCUCCGAGCACCCCCCAGAUGACGUCAUAAGUCAGCUGAUGACGGUAGCCAUCCGUCGCCCUGUCCACCGACGGCGCCGUGCGCCCGCGUAUGACACUGGCAUACACCCGCGCGCGGAGGCCUCACAGGGUAGUGGCAACGGAGGGCAGUGUUAUUUGUGAUACUGUAUAUAUCAUGUGCGUUGCACUGUUGUUCCUAUUUCUAAUAAAUGUCCAACCAAAUGA
Molecule: messenger RNA, 1054 nt
Organism: Amphibalanus amphitrite
Lineage: Eukaryota; Metazoa; Arthropoda; Thecostraca; Balanomorpha; Balanidae
Product: flexible cuticle protein 12-like
Exons: 3
Coding region: 367-801 (144 amino acids)
Cellular component (GO): chitin-based extracellular matrix
Molecular function (GO): structural constituent of chitin-based larval cuticle
Source: RefSeq, a predicted model, not a curated record